UGCUGGGAACUUUGAUACCACCUUCCUGGUGGCCUCUCCUACAUUCGAAAGUCCCUCCUGGUGGGGUAGACUCAGUGAUGGGAGGGGGCUUGUUCAACUGGGGGGAUUCAGCCUGGGACCAGCAACCCACCAGGGGCAGCAGCCCCACAGCACCUUCCCCAGGGUGGCCUCGGCCGAGGGGGCCUUCAGCCCAGGGCUGGCCCCGUCCCAUGUGUCUGUGUGUGCUCCCUGUCUGGCAGGCUCGGCAGCCCCACCCCACUCCUCCUCCUCCUCACCAUCCCCUCCACCUGCAAAGGCCGGGAAGGGCCAGCCUCCCAGACAGAGAGGGCUGGCCAGCUGGAGUCAGAGGGGCCAUGUUUAUACCUUAAAUGGAAGGUCUUUCUCCUAUGCAGGAUUCCUGGGGCAGGGCGGCACCCGUCAGAGGCCUUGGUGAGCUUGUCUGAGCUUAGUCAGAUUCCAGGAAUUCCUGCAGCCCAGAGACCUGUUCAGCUUGAGCCUCUGGGGAACCAGCUCUUGUACUAACUUGAGCCUGAGUUAGCUGUGACCUGAUUAACCAAAGACCACUCUUAACCAGGGGCACGUGAUUGCUUUGGGGGGGGCUGUGAAAUGAGGCUCCCGACGGACCCUGGUUCUGAGGCCCCAGGGCCUGCUGUCCGCAGCCUCUCCAAGCCUCGGGGAUCUCCUCGGGGAGGCUGCUCAGGAUUCUCAGGGUCUUCAGGCUCUUUAGUGUAAGAUUCAUUUAGAUUCAUGUUCUGACUGAAUCUGUGGACGGUUAGAUAGUUGAAGGCUUCCAGCUGCCAGAUGUGAAACCCAUUCGUCUCCUCCGCUCCCUGGAGGGUGUCGUCCCCAGGACUGUCCUCCUGAGUGCUUCCAGCUGCCCCCGUGUCCUUUUGUGUGGGUGUCCAGUCCUUCCUGGCCAGCCACAGGAUCCGAGAGGAUAGAGCCUGGAGCUCCCUGUGUUUUUAUCUAUGGCCUUCCACGGCCCUCCACUGGCGCAGGAAACACAGCUGGUGGGGAGUUGGAAACGUGCUUCCGUGUGAAAAUUGCAAGCCCUGGCUGCCAUCGCACGUUCUGCCUCACUACAGGCUGCUGCACCCCAAUGGCAGGUGCCCCUGUGGCAGGUCUCUGAGGAUCGGCCUACAGAUCUCCCUGGACUACUGGUGGUGCAGCCACAUCGUCCUGCACGGGGUGGACGAGAACAGCCUGCGGUACUUGGAGGCCAUGUCUGCGUGUCACCAGCGGGCGGCCGAUGCCCUAGUGGCCGGGGCCAUCAGCAAUGGGGGCCUCUACAUCAAGCUGGGCCAGGGGCUGUGCUCCUUCAACCACCUGCUGCCCCCUGAGUACAUCCGCACUCUGCGUGUGCUGGAGGACCGGGCCCUCGCGCGCGGCUCCCAGGAGGUGGACGAGCUGUUCCUCGAGGACUUCCAGGCCCCGGCCCACGAACUCUUCCAGGAAUUUGACUACAAGCCGAUGGCAGCCGCCAGCCUGGCCCAGGUGCACAAGGCCCGGCUGCAUGACGGUACCCAGGUGGCCGUGAAGGUCCAGUACAUCGACCUGAGGGACCGGUUUGACGGGGAUGUGCACACUCUGGAGUUCCUGCUGCGCAUCGUGGAGCUCAUGCACCCCAGCUUCGGCUUCAGCUGGGUCCUGCAGGACCUGAAGGGGACCCUGGCCCAGGAGCUGGACUUUGAGAACGAGGGCCGCAACGCCGAGCGCUGUGCACGGGAGCUGACACACUUCCGCUAUGUCGUGGUCCCGCGUGUGCACUGGGACAAGUCCAGCAAGGUGGGCUGGGCCAGGCCCCCCCAGGGUGGGCAGCCGUGUGGGCCUGCUGAGCCAGCCCUUUGCUCUCUCCAGCGCGUGCUCACAGCCGACUUCUGCGAUGGCUGCAAGGUCAACGACGUGGAGGGCAUCCAGGGCCAGGGGCUGGCACUGCAGGACGUGGCGGAAAAGCUGAUCCAGGCCUUCGCUGAGCAGAUUUUCUACACAGGUUUCAUCCACUCUGACCCUCACCCUGGCAACGUUCUGGUGCGAAAAGGCCCAGACGGGAAGGCGGAGCUGGUGCUGCUGGACCACGGGCUCUACCAGUUUCUGGAGGAGAAAGACCGGGCAGCCCUGUGCCAGCUGUGGCGGGCGGUCAUCCUGAGGGACGACGUGGCGAUGAAGGCGCACGCAGCCACGCUUGGGGUGCAAGAUUACCUCCUGUUCUGUGAGGUGCUCAUGCAGCGCCCCGUGCGGCUGCGGCAGCUGUGGCGCUCCAACCUGCUGAGCCGCGAGGAGGCUGCCUACAUGCAGGACAUGGCGCGCGAGCACUUUGAUGGCGUCAUGGCCGUGCUCAAGGCCCUGCCGCGGCCCAUGCUGCUGGUGCUGCGCAACAUCAACACGGUGCGUGCCAUCAAUGCCGCGCUUGGCGCCCCCGUCGACCGCUACUUCCUCAUGGCCAAGAGUGCGGUCAGGGCCUGGGGCCGUCUGGCGGGCGCCACCUACCGGGGCAUCUACGGCUCUAGCCUCUUGCGCCAAGUCAAGGUCUUCUGGGAGAUGCUCAAGUUCGAAGUGGCCCUGAGGCUGGAGACGGCCUCCAUGUGGCUCACGGCCCACCUGCUCCGCAUCUUGGUCCGCCUGGGAGUCCUGGCCCCAGCCGAGGGGCUCUACGAGUACCUGGAGACCUAGGCAGCCCACACCACAGACCCAGGCCCACGAGCGCCACAAGGCCGAGCAGCUGACACCCAGGCCCGCCGGAGCCACACACCACGACUGGGGCCAGGGACACAGGGGGCUCGACCGCAGCCUGGCCAGAAGGCCCUGCAAUGACCACACGUUUUUCACAAACAAAAA
Molecule: messenger RNA, 2835 nt
Organism: Choloepus didactylus (southern two-toed sloth)
Lineage: Eukaryota; Metazoa; Chordata; Mammalia; Pilosa; Megalonychidae
Gene: ADCK5
Product: aarF domain containing kinase 5
Exons: 12
Coding region: 1222-2670 (482 amino acids)
Source: RefSeq, a predicted model, not a curated record